Cucurbitaria berberidis CBS 394.84 is the source of this 3684-nucleotide messenger RNA. RefSeq lists its product as uncharacterized. Gene Ontology annotation, molecular function: NAD+ poly-ADP-ribosyltransferase activity. The coding region runs from base 1 to 3684 and encodes 1227 amino acids. The record is from RefSeq and is a predicted model, not a curated record. The transcript has 3 exons. NCBI's taxonomy places the organism in Eukaryota, Fungi, Ascomycota, Dothideomycetes, Pleosporales, Cucurbitariaceae.
AUGCCGCGGCGGGAGUUCCAGGCCGACCUCGCCAACGCUGCAGAGGGCGUCGCGAUUGCGGGCAUCUCGGACGUGCAGACGGGAGGCGAUGACGGCGAAUUCACCUUCAUUUGCAUUGCAGACGGGCAGCAGCUGAAGAUUUCGGUCCUUGUCCCAGAGCUCUCUGACUAUCCUUCACGCCACACGUGCAUGAUUUACGGCGCCGACAAUGCCUCUGCUAGUGUAGCUGCUGCUCUCAACGACAUUACUGACACAGUCACCGGCAAGACGAUUGCACAGAUUCUAGAACUCGUGUCCAGCAGGCUGAAGUCUACCGACCGUGAUGGCGACCAGCAAAUGCUAGAUUCACAGGAGUUUGACGACGAGGACAAUGAAGAGGACAACGAGGUAGACGACGACGAGACUGAGGACGAGGACGAGUACUUCCCAGGCGAUGACGACUUGCACACGGGGCAUAGAAUUGCGGACAACCCUUCUUUAGCACAAGGCGGGGGCUACACAGAGGCUACGUCAGCCUUUCGGCAGCGCAUUCGCAGUGAUCUUUUGAUGGCGAAGAAUGAGGGUUUCAAAGUCGGCCACCAAGGAGGUCUCAUGGACGGCCUAGGAUGCUAUGUCAGCCUCGCAGUCCGCAUCUCCAAACUGGGCAUUUCAGAAGAAGCUAUGCAAGCCUGGCAACUCGAGCCAACAGAGUAUCUGGUCACCAUCUUCCACUAUCCGAGCGGUUACAAGAGCAUGGACAACCUCAAGUCGUAUGAUACAGUUUCGGCUCGACGCAAUUUCGCUGUUCGCGUUGGUAUAUCUACCAAUUACAAACCCACCAUACAGGAGGCGAUACAGGCCUUCACCGUACUCAGCAGGGAAGAAGAGAAGCGCCGGGAAGAUUCACAGCAAACCGAUUCGCAGGAUGUUUCUGCACUGCCCAAAGGCUUUCGGAACUCGUUCAUCUCACGGCCUUUGAACGAUUUAUUGGAGCAGCGCUUUCACAUGCUACUCAAAUACCGCUAUGGCGGAAUGCCAUGGUGGGGUGCCGAAUCCUUCUACAAUGAUCGAGUCCUCCAUACAUCACACACAAAUGCAGAUGCCUCGAACGACCAGUACUACAAGGACGAGCAGGUCAGCACUGCAUGGCCCAAAAUGGUUACAGGCGAUCAUAUCCAAUCCUCUAUUAGCGAGGAGCACUCUCUUCCACUGGUGGGGAUGCAAUUCGUUCUGCGACACUUUGUUCGAUGCACUGAAUUCUGUCUCAUUUGCUUCAGCAAGAUGCCAGACGAUCUUCAAGCGAUCAAACCGUACGUCUGCGAUAAUCCGCUGUGCCUGUACCAGUACAUGUCCCUUGGAUUCGGCCCUAGUAUCGAGCACGAGAUCCUUUCUCAGCCUAAGGUUGUCGAUCUUCUCGUCAGCUUCUGCCAUAGCAGCGCCCAUUUGGGGAGGUUGAAGGACUUCCCCACUGGUCUCAGCCUGGCGGUUCCGCCUGCCACAUCGAAUGAGAAGGACUUCUUACGACUCCCACAAAUUAUCGAUUACAUCCACUCUCGUCAGCCUGUACAACAGCCUGUGGCACCUCCCACUAGUGAACCAAAUCAAAUCGCGCUAAGCAUGAGGUACAACAUGGACACCAGAGAAAUGCUAUUCGACGACAGACUGAAAGCUUGCCCCGUCAUGACCGGGAACUGGGUUGUCAUCCGAACAGAUGACGACCCAAGCAAAGCUUUGCACUGCCGUGUAGUAGAUGCAUCGCUCUAUCCGUCGGUGAGAGUGUCAGAUCCCAUAAUUCCGGAGACUGUACAAGACCAAGUCAAUCCUUAUUCGACCUCGCGUGCAACCCAACUGCAGCAAGCUCUGGACACCCAAAACAUCCAAAAGGGCAAGCCGCGUACAAGCGAAUUCCGCUCAGCCAGUUUCUACAUCUACAACCAGAACUUCGAUGCCUUGUCGGACCCGGAGAAGAGACAAGCCCUCGUCGUACUCAUGAAUCUACUUCCUUCCGUUCAAGAGAUGAAGAAGUACCUUCUUCGCAAAACACUGUCUCCGCUAAGCGCAUGGGUCGACCGGCUUUCUCCUGCCACUCUUGGGAUAUUGCGCUGGAUUAUUGCUUCAAACCGAGCGUGCAUCCUACAGGUUGAUAACGAUGAGGAUAUUGCAAACGGUCGUAAGGUCGAAGAGCGUCUAUAUGGCAUGGCAGGAUGGGCUCAGUUUAGGUUCGCGAUGGGUGCCCCUGAUAAGGAGCGUCGGUUCAUACAGGCUGUACGAGAAACAACCAAUAGGCUCCGUCUCAAGUAUCCGACCUUGUUCGCGUGGCAUGGCAGCCCUAUCCAGAACUGGCAUAGUAUCAUUCGUGAGGGCCUACACUUCAACGAUACCCUCCACGGCCGUGCAUAUGGUAAUGGCGUCUAUCAUGCCCCUGACGUCAGUACUAGCUUGGGCUAUUCGAAUUAUAACUUUAGCACCUUUUCCUGGCCAAAGAGCGAGCUCCAAGUGCAGCAAGCCUUGGCUCUCAACGAAAUCGUCAAUGCACCCAAAGAGUUCGUGAGCCAGGCGCCGCAUCUUGUGGUUGCUCAACUCGACUGGAUUCAGACUCGCUAUCUCUUUGUAAAGACUAAGACUGAUAGCUCAACUACGGCUACCACGGCUACUACGAAUCUAGACGCGGGCACCAAACCACUCGAGUGCGUUGAACAGGACCCCUCCAGGACUCCUAACGGCGUCAAUGGCGCGCUCGUGAUUCCCAUUCAUGCCAUUGCGGCCUCCCGCCGACCAAAGCCAAAAAUGACGACGAAGUAUAAACGCCAGAAAGCGUCAGGGAUGACCCAAUACGAUCCCAUCGAAGUCGACGACGAUGACGAAGCAGCAAGCAUUGCCACCCUCGACGAGGAUCGAGCCAUUUUCGAGACGGAUGAAGAUUAUAAACCAGAGCAGGCUGUCGAGUCACUCCCCACGCCAAACUCGAUCAGGGACGAUAAAGGCAAAUCCAAGCUGGGAAGUCUCGCUUCUUCAUUUGGCUCAAUCUUUAGUUCGAAACUGCCAUCAGCAUCUAAGCCUCUCACCGACUAUGUUCCGGGGACUCUUGAUUACGACACGCUGCCUAUGCUGCAGAUGCCUGCUUGGGCUACUACAUCUGCUACUAGGCGCUUGAUGAAAGACUUCAAGGAGGUCAUCCAGAUUCAGAAGAAGGAACCUCCACAUGAACUUGGUUGGCACAUCGACGAGGAAAAGAUCGAGAACAUCUACCAGUGGAUUGUAGAGCUGCAUUCUUUUGACCCCACCCUACCUUUGGCGCAGGAUAUGAAGAAGAAGAACAUCAAAAGCAUCAUUCUUGAACUUCGCUUCGGCAAAGACUACCCCAUGAGCCCGCCUUUCGUUCGCGUUAUUCGCCCACGCUUCUUGACCUUCCUUCAAGGUGGCGGUGGUCACGUCACUGCUGGAGGCGCUAUGUGCAUGCAGCUGCUUACAAAUGACGGCUGGAGCGCGGUGUCCUCCAUUGAAUCUGUUCUACUUCAGGUUCGGAUGGCCAUGUCGUCCCUUGAUCCCAAGGCGGCACGCCUACAGUCGGGCGGUCCCAUGGAUUAUGGCGUUGGUGAGGCGGUCGAAGCGUAUAUCCGUGCCUGCAACAUGCACAACUGGACAGUCCCGGCAGGAUUCAAGGAGAUGGUAUAUGGUGGGUCGGGAAACGCGAGCAGCACGUAG